GCGAACGGGCCGGUCAUAUUCAGUGAUCACUAUUUCCAUCUUCGCAAUCAUUAUUACUGUUUUAAAAGUGAAGUGUUUGUGUGUGAUUAAAAAUGAAGUUAAAUCCUGUAUCACUUUCCUUCGAAAACAUGCCGAGGCAGAAGGAUUUCGGAUGCUUAUCACUUAGAUUUGGGUGCAUAUUCUCAGCUCUAGUCACUAUUCUAUACACAAUUCUAGCACUAGCACAAUGUCUGGCGUCCCUCGACAAAGAGAUCCCGACGUCAAUAGAUACCAAUAAUCUAGACAAUAUCCUCCUCCACUGCUUCGAAGUAGCAGUCAUCGUCUGCCAUAUUGUGACUCUCAUACUAACCACCAUCAUGCUGGUUGGAGUCUUGAAGGAAAAGUCUUACCUCAUGAAGCCCUGGUUGGUGUGGACGUCUUGCCUGGUGUUAGGCAACCUGUUCCUGAUCGUCUUCUGCACAGUCCUCAUGAUGGUCUUCAACAGACUGGACGUGGAACCUGGACUAUUGGUGUCGUACUUGGUGGCUUUCCUUGCACUCCUUUUCCGAAUCUACAUGUUGACUUUGGUUGGAAGUUUCUACUUGCAAUUAGAAGAGGAGAAAAUUGAGCGCCUGCGGACAUUACUCAACACGGAUACUUGGCACAGCGCUGCGUAACGUUGCUAUUUAAAAUGUUCAGGCGCUUCGAGGAAUAGUCGAAUUUUUAAAGAAAUUAUUAAAGCAAACAUUGCGUGAAAAAAUGUAGUCACAGGGUAAUAAUAGAGUGAAAUAAAUUCAAUCAUGUACCCUGACAUGUUGUGAUCAGUUAAGUAGUAAUUAUGACUAAUUAAUUAAGAUUUAUUGACAGUAUUUUUAAGAAUGAUAUAUAUAUGUAGGCACCUAAAUGUGAUUUUAAUGUUUAUUCUGUUGCAGUAAUUGCAACGAAUAAUUCUUCAAUGUUUGUGGUCCUUGUAAAUAUAUUUAACGCCAAAAGGUAAAUACAUGUAAUCUUAAGUAAUUUAGAAAUAAAAGAUUUAUUAAUUUUA
Spodoptera litura is the source of this 1024-nucleotide messenger RNA. RefSeq lists its product as uncharacterized. The record is from RefSeq and is a predicted model, not a curated record. NCBI's taxonomy places the organism in Eukaryota, Metazoa, Arthropoda, Insecta, Lepidoptera, Noctuidae.